UCCCAAGUCUUAUAACUCUUCAUUUAUAUCCUGAGUCUUAUAACCUGUCAUUUAUAUCCUGAGUCUUAUAACCUGUCAUUUAUAUCCCAAGUCUUAUAACCCAUCAUUUAUAUUCCAAGUGUUGUAACUCGUCAUUUAUAUCUUGAGUCUUAUAACCCAUCAUUUAUAUCUUGAGUCUUAUAACUCGUCAUUUAUAUCCCAAGUCUUAUAACACUUCAUUUAUAUCUUGAGUCUUAUAACCUGUCAUUUAUAUCCCAAGUCUUAUAACCCAUCAUUUAUAUCCCAAGUCUUAUAACUCGUCAUUUAUAUCCUGAGUCUUAUAACCUGUCAUUUAUAUCCUGAGUCUUAAAACCUGUCAUUUAUGUCUUGAGUCUUAUAACCUGUCAUUUAUAUCCCAAGUCUUAUAACUCGUCAUUUAUAUCCCAAGUCUUAUAACUCUUCAUUUAUAUCCCAAGUCUUAUAACUCUUCAUUUAUAUCCUGAGUCUUAUAACCUGUCAUUUAUAUCUUGAGUCUUAUAACUCGUCAUUUAUAUCCCAAGUCUUAUAACUCGUCAUUUAUAUCCCAAGUCUUAUAACCUGUCAUUUAUAUCCUGAGUCUUAUAACCUGGCAUUUAUAUCCCAAGUCUUAUAACCUGUCAUUUAUAUCCCGAGUUUUGUAACAUGUCAUUUAUAUCCUGAGUCAUAUCACCCAUCAGUUAAUCAAGUUUCAUUAUGUUAAACCGCAUCUUGCUAAAUUAUGUACAGUGCGUCAUCAUUUCAACUUUAUCAUACAUGUAUACUUGGUAAUGAUUAUGCAGAUUCUACACUGCGUGAUACGGGUGACGUUACAAUACCAACGACCGGUCCGAAAAUCCAUAUCACAUAUCAAACCGGUGUGCAAAAAUGCAUAUCAAGCCGGAAAUUACGUAUUCGCUCGUAAUGACCAGUGUAUCAAAGUUUUUACCUUAGUAAAUCAAUGUAUCUAGGUGUUUACUGUAGAAAAACAAUAAAUCAAAAGUAUUUACCUUACCCGUAGUUAGCUAAUGUACAGUUAUGUAUGUAUCAAAUUAAGGUUUUACUGUUGUCAAUCAAGUUUUUACCAUUAUAGUAAGUCAAAGUUUUUACCAUAGUAAAUCAAAGUAGGCAAUGUGUCAGCUACAUUGUAUUUCUUGAUAUAUCUUUAAAGUGCAAUAUAUUGACCUGCAUGUGACAAAAAGAACAGUACCAUCAUGUAAAAUCAACCCUCUAACCCUAUAUCAGAUUACCACCACAUCCCCCCCCCAAACAAUAUUUAUCAAUAAGUAUAAAAAAGUGCAGUAUAUGAUAAAUAAAUUAUUGCAUGCUUAAAUCCAUAUCAUGUGUCAUAUCAGCCCUUGGGCUCCAUAUCAAUCAACCCUCGGGCCUUCGGUGGUCGGGCUGAUAUGGGGCCACUCGGGCUGCUAUGACAUACGAUAUGGAUUUUAGCAUGUAAUAUUUUCUAUGUAUCAGAUAUUUUAAAAAUGUUGUCAAUGAAUAAUUUCCCACUGUACUUGAUUAUUUUGGAUAAUUUCAACGAUUUUUUAGUCUCAAAGUUUCAUGCUGUUUUAAUAAUUUAAACCAUGUGACAACUUUGAUUUGGUGAUUUCUGAAGAGAUAAUUAGUAUAAAAUGUAUUAAUUCAACAGGUGGCAUUUCCCGUUACUUAGUAAUCUAGCCAGUAACACGAUCUUGAACUUUGGAAAGCAAUUAAAUAAUUUCUUUAAUUUGCCGUGUGUUUCUACAAAGAAUAUUUAAGAGCUGAAUGCCUCUUUAAAUUCAUUUCUUUUUGAAGUGCUCUUUUUCUAUCUCUCUGCUGUGUGUAAAACGACACGUGCAUUAGAAAAUGUCCCAUGCGUUAUGAAAUACACGUUAAUCGCCUUGAAUCGAUUGAAAUCAACCCGUUAGAAACUAUUGUUACUUUGUACAUAUAUAAAAUGCUCCGUUUUAUUUUUGAAAGCAUAUUGACCGUUAUCUCUUUGGCGGUGGUAGUGUGUCGCCCCUAAACAAGUCUCGGAAACACCAAUCUUUCCUACUGAAAGGGUUAAUGACAUAAACUCGUGUUCUGUAGCGGCGUUUGGGGUACUGCCUUGAUACGGCGUACCACAGAACAACAUGACCUCUGUUAAACCACACAUAUUAAUUCUUAGUACGAGACGUUUUAUCGAAUAUGUUGCGUAAUAAAUGCAAUUCACCAAUAGAUAAGUUAGAUUUAUUCAGACCAAUUGCAUUGUAAAAUCAUAGCAUGAAAUUGUUGAACGAAGCCGAAAAUGUGUUUAAAUACUGAAGUUAUAUGGAAACUUUACAUAUCAAACAUUAAACAAUUAUAGAAAAGGUGAAGUGCAUAGAGGACAUAUAUGGAGGAAAUGUUUCAUGAAAAUAUCUAAUAAAUCUUUAAGUAGACCGGUUACAAGCAAGCUAGAAAUUAAGUUGCGCAUUUCAAUCAAUAUUUCCUUUGAAGUUUCGCCGUGAUGUUUACAUUCCUGGCAGUAACAACAAACGUCACUAGCAACUUUAAAAUGAAAAGAAACUCGAAGGUCGCUUGGAAAAUUUUCAGCUCUGUAAUAAUCUGUGUUAGAAAUUAUUCUUCUGUACAUGUACAUGCGGAAAGUUCCUAAAUGAAACAUUGUUUCAUUGGUCUAAUAGAAUAUAAAGAUUAAUAAUAGCUUUGUUUCGUUUUCUUUGCAUGUGAAAAUUUACUGCAUAAGAAAAAAAGAAGAAAAAAAAAGACGGACUUUUAAAAUUAUCUUUAUCUGCUAAUGAUUUCUGAAAGCUUUCAUUUUAACGUUCCUAAUGUAAUGAAACCAAAGUAUAUAAACACACAGGAUUACCGAACUGAACCGAUCCCAAAAUAUCUCUAUGAUACGACCGUGCAGGCAUUAAAACUACGAUUAUCAAUGUUGUUUACCUGCGGAGAUUCUAGAAAGAAAAAAAAAAUCAAUCGAUGGAUCCUUGGUUAAAGAUGCAUCAAGCGUUAAAGUUCUGAAAUAUUUACAUUUAAAUUAAAGACCCCGGGUCUUAUUCAAGACUAUAUGCACAUAUAUAUUGAAAAAGUUAUUCAAAAUAUUUGCAUACAACGAUUUUUAAAUAAAUUCAGUUGGCAAAAUUCCCCCAAGUGUUGAAAAGACGGCAAACUGAAAAGAGCCUUACACUCAACGGAAUAAAUGUUCUAGUAGAUAAAACUUGAACCAUACAUCAAUUUAUAAAACAGUACAUUAUUGUAAGCCGCCAUUCGAUAACAGAUAUUUAACAUUCGUCACAAUCCAUCGGUUUUAAAAACUUAAGAUGUAUGCUGAAUGAGCAGGGAGGAUAGCAGCGUUCAGUAGGGUCUGCGUUGUUAAGGGUUGCCGCUCGGAACAAUGGUGAUUUAGCACAAACAAUGCAACUCCGAUCUUGUUUCAUCUCCUAUCUUCAUUGAACAAAGAACUUCAUCACGAUACGGUUGAUAAUCUAAUCGUUUUAUUUAUGCACCGAUUGUGUUCAAAGUUUUCAUAGAGUCCACGUCUACUUUUGCAAAGGAAUGGUUCGUUAGAAGACUUUUAUUUUGAAGUAUGGACUGGUAUUCCAUGUAAAAAAAUAUAUACUAAAGGAUGGAUGAAGACGUGAUUUUACGAAGAAAACUUACAUUCAGAGUGAAUCGUAAUUCCAUGAGAUUUUCGGAUUUAAACUACUGAACAAAUUACUGAACGGAUUCAGGGAAAAUCUGAUCAGAAUGGAAGGUGGUGAGCUGGCCCUGAGUGUUUAUGACUUGUAUCCCACCAACGUGAAUUCCAGCGGACCCAUCACUAGCUUUAUUCUAGAGGGAACUAAACUAAAAGUACCGGAGUUUCGUCAUAUGUCCUACACCAAUAGGACACGAACGUCCGUGGAUGAUGGAGAGUUUAAUAUUAACCCAGAGCCGGUGCCUUACCAACCUCAGAAUUUUAUACAGCCCCAACUGCCCCGCAUAGGGACGGAGUCUUCCACAUUACUUAAGAAGGUUCCUAUACCAAAACGUCAUUUAGAUUCCUUUGGAGGCUAUGAAUAUUCAUUAGGUUCUAAACGCGGGGUGAUCCUACACACAGAUCGCUACCAGAGAGACGGUGCUCUUGUGUGGGAUGCUCCAAAGUCCUUCGAGGGCAUGAGCCAGAGGGACAGACUAAAGGCAGAGUUAGAGUACAUGGAAAGGUUGCGAGGGAUCAAAAGACGGCGGGAAAUGUUACCUCACCGAGCACAGCUGGACCUGCUAAUGGGAGGAAAGAAAGUGGAAUUCUCAGAGAGAUUUGACAUACAGAGGGAAAUUCAGAAAUUGAAGUCCCUGAUUAUGCCCAAAAACGCGAGAGAUUUAUUUCAUGGAAGAGGUUUUCAGUUGCCAGAUCAGCAUUCCUCACUGAGGCCGCGUCAACCUCCAAUUCUGGACUAUGACAGCGACGAAGAUACCUCGGUACCAUCUAGUCACCGUCUAGGCAAACAGGUCAUUGACCCAGAUACUGGGUUACCGAAACCGAGACUGAAGCCAAACGCUGGUCAGCUUCCCAGAAUAGUAAACAGGAAUGUUAUAGGUUCUACUGAAUCACCUCUUCUUCUAGCCAGAGAAAAGCGCACUGUAGAUCAAAUUAAGGCUAGAAUUAGCAUUCCCGCAGAGCUACAGAGAGGCCGGAGGCCGAUAUCUAUAAAAACACACGAUAUGGCGCAGGAGGCACCCCGAUUCUCGGAGGACGGUCCGUGGGGCACCCAUGAACUCUUUGCUCGCCAAGGUCGAAAAUAUGGUAUGAGUCCUGCACAUUUGAAGCGGUCAAGAACUAACAUCCAAUCAAAGAUAGACUCCGUGGUAAAUAGAAGUGCUACCUUACCUGAAACCACGAAUAGUCAGCUCAACCUUACCACGAAAAAUGACGCCGUGAAAAGAGUGGAGAUUCCUUCUGCUGUUCAUCCAAAAUCACGUGGUACGGAGAAAGCGGAACCGAUGUUAAAUUACGGGAAAAAUCCACUUGACAUUGACAACUUGAAAGAAAACUUACCGGAGCAGGACGUGGCUGAUCUGGAGAGAAUAGAAUCCCGGCUUUCGGGAAGGUCUAAACUUGCAGACAGUCCAAUGAAGGCAGCCACACCAAAUCCUCUUAAAGGAAGUGAACUCUCUCGCUUACUGCCAGAAGAGCAGAAAGAUGAGCUCAAGAAAGCAUUUCACAAACUGGACACUGAUGCAGACGGUCAUUUGAUGUACCAGCAAUUGAAAUCCCAACUUCCUCCACAGAUGACGUCCCAACAAGAGAGGUUCUUGAAACAGGUGUAUGACAUCACAAGUUCAAGCACAUUUUUUGGAGUAGAUGAAUUUAUGACUAUGUCAACACUGACCAAAAAAGUACAGAAUCUCAGAGACGAAGCAGCAGACAGCUUCAACAGCCUCGAUUUCUCCUUGUUACAUAACAACAUUAUCAAAUACGUGGAUCUGUUCCAGUCUGUGGACCGAAAUCAGCGCGGGAAAAUUUCUCUGGACUCACUUCAAGAGGUCCUGUCGACAGCGCUGGAGGCCGAUCUGUCAGCAGACGACAAACUCUGGAGCAAAACUCUUGACAUCGUAGACCCUGAUGAAGGCGGGAAAAUUACCAAGAUCGAAUAUUUAGCACAUAUACCAUACUUUCUGACUUUAAAACUAAACCCCGAACCAGGGUCUGUGCCGAAUGCUGGGAGAUUCCAAUGACCCCUGUAGCCUCACCUGUACUUGUAUAACGCAACGAAUAUCAGCUGUAGAUUUCCUUUCCAAUGAAAUAAACAAGUAUUCAUCACGUAAAGCCAAUCUGUGAUACUGAAAUAAACAAGUAUUCAUCACGUAAAGCCAAUCUGUGAUACUGGAACAAACGUGCGUCCAAUGAAUGUUUUUGUUGUAUAUGUGCUUAUACAUGUAUCUACAUUUGAUUUGUUGAUGACAAAUCUACAACGUGUGCAUUAUACAUGCAUCUUCAUACUUAAAAUGUAAUGCCAAUCCAUUGUACAUGUGAUGUCUCGGUAGAUGUAACGUUCAGGUCAUUUUAACGCGUAAGAAUUUAAAAAAUUGCAAAUUCAAGUAAUGACUGUCCAGCAAUUUGGAUGUAUGAGGAUGGGAUAUAGAUUUGUACAUUAAAGCACAUGAUUAUUUUUGCUAAUCACGUGUUCUAUUACAUACAUCAUUUCACAUACCCUGAACCUAGACACAUUAUUGAGUGAAGUACCUUGUACAUAAACAUGACAUCUUAUUCAGUUACAUGUAUGAAAUGAAUAUUGUCUUACUGUGAAAAAUGUAAUGUAAUAAAGGAAAUUUGACAAAUA
This is a messenger RNA of Ostrea edulis (European flat oyster), 6278 nucleotides long. RefSeq lists its product as uncharacterized. Lineage: Eukaryota; Metazoa; Mollusca; Bivalvia; Ostreida; Ostreidae. The transcript is spliced from 22 exons. Bases 3706 to 5673 code for a protein of 655 amino acids. The record is from RefSeq and is a predicted model, not a curated record. Gene Ontology annotation, molecular function: calcium ion binding.